Molecule: messenger RNA, 1383 nt
Organism: Dovyalis caffra
Lineage: Eukaryota; Viridiplantae; Streptophyta; Magnoliopsida; Malpighiales; Salicaceae
Source: the annotation of a GenBank genome assembly
AUGGAUGCAGGAUCUUUGAACUCUUCUUCAUACUUGAAAGCACAAUCCCGGUUCCCUCUUCAAGAACAGUUUCUUCAUAGAAAAAAUUCUAAAGAAAAUUGUGAUAGAUUUAUACCGAACCGAUCAGCCAUGGACUUGGAUUACGCCCAUUACAUGCUAACAGAAGGAAGAAAAGGAGGAAAAGAGAACCCAACAGCUACAGUCAACUCACCGUCAAGAGAGGCCUACAGGAAGGGACUUGCAGAAGCCUUGAACCUGAACCGGACACGAAUUCUAGCCUUCAAGAACAAGCCUCCUACACCAGUUGAACUGAUCCCUCAAGAUCAUUUAUCCUCCUCUCUUCACCACCAGGCCAAACCCGCCAAGCUCCGCAGGUACAUUCCUCAGACGUCAGAGAGGACAUUGGAUGCACCUGAUCUUGUGGAUGAUUUCUACCUUAACUUACUGGAUUGGGGCAGCAAGAAUGUUCUAGCCAUAGCUCUUGAAAACACAGUUUACUUGUGGGAUGCUUCAAACGGUUCUACCUCAGAAUUGGUCACUGUUGCUGAUGAAGAUGGGCCUGUUACUAGUGUCAAUUGGGCUCCUGACGGACUCCACCUUGCUAUUGGCUUGAACGAUUCUCAUGUACAGUUAUGGGAUUCUGCUUCUAAUAAACAGCUAAGAACGUUGAGAGGUUGCCACAGAUCGAGAGUUGGGUCAAUGGCAUGGAAUAAUCACAUCCUCACAACUGGAGGAAUGGAUGGUAAAAUCACCAAUAAUGAUGUGAGAAUUAGAUCACACAUUGUUGAGACUUACAGAGGGCAUCAACAAGAGGUUUGCGGGCUUAAAUGGUCAGCUUCGGGCCAACAAUUAGCAAGUGGAGGGAAUGAUAAUCUAAUUCAUAUAUGGGAUAGAUCUAUGGCAUCAUCAAACUCAGUCACACAAUGGUUUCACAGGUUCGAGGAGCAUACGUCUGCAGUGAAAGCCCUGGCUUGGUGUCCUUUCCAAGGGAAUUUGCUAGCCUCUGGAGGCGGUGGAGCAGAUAGAUGUAUUAAGUUUUGGAAUACGCACACAGGUGCAUGCUUGAAUUCCAUAGACACUGGGUCUCAAGUUUGUGCUCUGUUGUGGAACAAGAAUGAGAGGGAACUGCUUAGCUCUCAUGGGUUUACUCAAAAUCAACUCGCUCUUUGGAAAUAUCCAUCAAUGGUGAAAAUGGCUGAGCUCACUGGCCAUACCUCUAGAGUCCUUUACAUGGCUCAGAGUCCGGAUGGUUGUACAGUGGCAACAGCAGCAGGGGAUGAAACAUUGCGAUUCUGGAAUGUUUUUGGAGUUCCAGAAGUGGCCGCUAAAGUUGCUCCAAAAGAAAACCCUGAACCAUUUUCUCGCUUCAAUCGCAUACGCUAA